AGACCGGGAAGGCUGCACACAUUGACCGAACUGUAGGCGAUUUAAAAACAAUUGUUCGACUUUGACACGGAAAAAAUACAAUAUGGCUACCGAUGUUGUGGACGACCGGGAGAUGAGGGAAGCGCAGAGGGACUAUCUGGAUUUCUUAGAUGAUGAUACAGACCAGGGGAUUUACCAGAGCAAAGUUCGAGAAAUGAUCGGCGAGAAUAAAUCUCGUCUCAUCGUCAACAUUAACGAUCUGAGGAGAAAGAACGAAGCCCGAGCUGCAAAGUUGAUGAGCAAUGCUUUUGAGGAGCUGAUGGCCUUCCAGCUGGCCCUGAAGGACCUGGUGGCCACCGUGGACGCCACCUAUGCCAAGCAGUAUGAGGAGUUCAACAUCGGCCUGGAGGGGAGCUUUGGCUCUAAGCACGUCAGCCCCAGAACCCUGACCUCAAGGCUGCUGGGCAGCAUGGUCUGUGUGGAGGGCAUCAUCACCAAAUGUUCUCUUGUGCGUCCUAAAGUGGUACGCAGCGUUCACUACUGCCCCGCCACCAACAAGACCAUGGAGAGGAAAUAUACAGACAUGACAUCCUUAGAUGCUUUCCCUUCAAGUGCCAUCUACCCCACCAAGGACGAGGAGAACAACCCUCUAGAGACGGAGUUCGGUCUGUCCGUCUACAAGGACCAUCAGACCAUCACGGUGCAGGAGAUGCCGGAGAAAGCCCCCGCAGGCCAGCUGCCUCGUUCUGUGGACAUCAUUCUGGACAACGACCUGGUGGACGUGGUCAAACCAGGGGACAGGGUCCAAGUCGUGGGGACAUAUCGGUGCCUACCUGGGAAAAAGGGCGGCUUCACAUCCGGAACGUUCAGGACCAUCAUGAUAGCGUGUCACAUCAAACAGAUGAGCAAGGAAGUGUCCCCAUCCUUCUCUGCCGAUGACAUCAGCAAAAUUAGAAGCUUCAGUCGCAGUCGCCAUAAUGUUUUUGACCAGCUGUCUCGCUCGCUGGCCCCCAGCAUCCAUGGCCAUGAGUACAUCAAGAAGGCAAUCCUCUGCAUGCUCCUUGGUGGCGUGGAGAAGGUGCUGGAAAACGGCUCACGCAUACGAGGAGACAUAAACAUCCUACUCAUUGGUGAUCCCUCUGUUGCCAAGUCCCAGCUUCUACGUUACGUUCUCCACACGGCACCCAGAGCCAUCCCCACCACCGGGCGGGGCUCCUCUGGGGUGGGUCUGACCGCCGCCGUUACUACCGACCAGGAGACGGGGGAGCGGCGUCUGGAGGCAGGCGCUAUGGUGUUGGCCGACCGCGGCGUGGUGUGCAUCGACGAAUUCGACAAGAUGUCCGACAUGGACCGCACCGCUAUCCACGAGGUGAUGGAGCAGGGCCGUGUCACCAUCGCCAAGGCCGGCAUCCACGCCCGCCUCAACGCCCGCUGCUCCGUGCUGGCGGCCGCCAAUCCCGUCUACGGCAGGUACGACCAGUACAAAACCCCCAUGGAGAACAUCGGGCUGCAGGACUCCCUGCUGUCACGUUUCGACCUCCUCUUCAUCGUGCUGGAUCAGAUGGACCCGGAGCAGGACCGGGAGAUUUCGGAUCACGUCCUCAGGAUGCACCGCUACCGUGACCCCCGCGAGCAGGAGGGUGCAGCCAUGGCCCUGGGCGGCUCAGUGGACAUCCUGGCGACAGACGACCCGGACGUGGUGGCACAGGAGGACGAAGAGCUGCAGGUCUACGAGAAACACAACAACCUGCUGCAUGGAAGCAAGAAAAAGAGGGAGAAGAUUGUGAGCAAAGAGUUCAUGAGGAAGUACAUUCACAUCGCCAAGGGAGUGACGCCGGUGUUGACGGAGGAGGCGGCCAAUCACAUCGCAGAGGAGUACUCCAGGCUGAGGAGCCAGGAGCAGCUUGGUGCUGACAUUGCCCGGACCUCCCCGGUGACGGCCCGGACACUCGAGACCCUGAUCCGUCUGUCCACGGCUCACGCCAAAGCCCGAAUGAGCAAAGCCGUAGAACUGGAGGACUCGGAAGUGGCGGUGGAACUGGUCCAGUUUGCCUACUUCAAGAAGGUGCUGGAGAAGGAGAAGAAACGUUCCAGAAAGGAGCGGGAUUCCGGGUCGGAUGAGGAAGAGGAAGAAGAGGCGUCUACGCAGCAGUCACAAAAACCUCAGCGGAAGAGGGGGCGCCGUGGUUCUCAGGGCAGCGAGCCCUGCAGUCCAUACGACUUCAGUGAAGAGCAGGAUGUCCCCGAUAUUCAAUCUGCCACAGCAAAAAGAGCCAAGGCCCAGCAGGCUGCGGAGGAAGAAAUGGACGUCUCCUCACAGGCUGAAGACUCUGAGCUCUCUGCUGAAAGAUUGAAGGAGUUCAAGUCAUCCCUGUUUGCCGUGUUCCAGUCCGCUCACGCUCAGUCCGUGAAGAUGCAGGCGCUGAUGGACGGCGUCAACAAGGAGCGUCAGGUGCGCUUCACCGAGGCGGAGGUCCGUGCCGCUUUGACCCGCAUGCAGGACGACAACCAGGUCAUGGUGGCUGAUGACAUCAUCUUCCUCAUUUGAGCGGGGAGAAAGACCAGCUGAGGGUUCUACUUCAUGGACUUGAUAAAAAAGAAACGACUUGUACAUUCUAUAUCAUUUUCAUUGCUUUGUUUCAUAUUCACACAGUCAUAAAACCCAAUCAUUGUCUACUCAUUCAUUCUCUCAAUGUAAACGGUGAUAUGUCGUACCACCUUACAGUAUUGCAGCAAUGUUAUCACCGCAGAUUUCGAUGUUUAAAAAAAAAUAAAUAAAAAAAUCCGGCUCUGUAAAUAGAUUAA
Molecule: messenger RNA, 2784 nt
Organism: Dunckerocampus dactyliophorus (ringed pipefish)
Lineage: Eukaryota; Metazoa; Chordata; Actinopteri; Syngnathiformes; Syngnathidae
Gene: mcm3
Product: minichromosome maintenance complex component 3
Exons: 17
Coding region: 83-2527 (814 amino acids)
Biological process (GO): double-strand break repair via break-induced replication; mitotic DNA replication initiation; DNA replication
Cellular component (GO): MCM complex; nucleus
Molecular function (GO): ATP binding; single-stranded DNA helicase activity; ATP hydrolysis activity
Source: RefSeq, a predicted model, not a curated record